Cinara cedri is the source of this 213-nucleotide messenger RNA. The record is from the annotation of a GenBank genome assembly. NCBI's taxonomy places the organism in Eukaryota, Metazoa, Arthropoda, Insecta, Hemiptera, Aphididae.
AUGCCGGCGCAAACGCAAUUGUCCACAGACUGUUGUCCAUACGUUACAACACGACGUGUUACACCAGACCCGCUCGAGCAAAGGUGUUCGACCAACGGUCGUGUGAAAAUUCAAUUGGCAUUUAUUGGGACCACCGUACGACAAGACGGUAAUGUGCACCGCAGUGUUGUGUACGCACCUCCGAUUCGUACCGCUGAAUUUACCAACAUGUAA